UAUUGCAGCAGAAACAAUACCAAUAGUAUCACAGAUAAAUGGUUAAAAAACGGGUAAGGGGUGGUUUGAGAGGAAUAGGAAAAAAGCCACGAGUGAUCAAUAGCUGGCUGUCUGUUGCAAAUUGCUGCAGUGUUUUAAAGGAGUCGUGUAUUCUAAAGGGAUUGACAGAGCGGGGCAACGGAGCCACAUGUCACAUGUGCUUCGUAGGAAGAAACGGGGCAUCUGCAAACUGGAUCUGGAGGAGGAUGCUGCGGCAAGUGAUUCACAGAGGGCUCAAAGCUUCUUUUUACUGGCUCGGCUUAUUUGUUAGCAAGCAUCCAGUGUUUUUCCUCACUGUUCCCACAGUCUUAACCAUCAUUUUUGGAUCCACCGUCGUGAGCAGAUUUAAGCCUGAAACAGACCUAGAGAUUCUGGUUUCCCCGACCCACAGUCUGGCAAAAAUAGAAAGGAGUCUGGCGAACAGUCUUUUCCCCAUCGAGCAGUCCAAAAACAAGCUGUAUUCAGACCUGCACACUCCUGGCAGAUAUGGCAGGCUGAUCCUGCUCUCGAAAUCCAGGGAAAACAUUUUGGAGCUACCCAAUCAGAUCCUGCAGGUUCAUAAAUCGGUGCUGGAUUUGAAAGUUAAUUAUAAAGGUUUUAAUUACACUUUCGCUCAUCUGUGUGUCAUGAGCAAUCGGGAUAAGACAUGCCUUUUGGAUGAUAUUAUUUCGAUUUUCGAGGACCUCCAGCAAGCUGCCUCUUCAAAUAGCACACCUUCCAGGGUGCAAGUCAGCUAUCCAAACACCAGAUUAAAGGAUGGCAGGAUCUCUUUCAUUGGCCACCAGCUGGGAGGGGUCACAUUCGCUGCAAACAGCAGAGAUCAGCAAUUCCAGACUGCCAGAGCAGUCCAGAUCACUUACUACCUCCACAACUAUGGCAACGAAAACCAGAACAUCAUUGCCGAGAAAUGGGAAAAUGAAUUCUCCAAGCUCGUGCUCAAACUCUCUGCAGUCAAUGAAGACCUUUAUAUCCAAUCACUGACUUCAUUCAGUCUCUGGAGAGAUUUUAAUAAAACAGGCAUGUUGGCAAGGAGUGAGGUGUUGGUGAGUCUGGUGUUGAUUCUGUUGGCAGCCACAGUCUUCAGUUCUAUGAGGGACUGCCUUCGAGGAAAGCCUUUCCUUGGGCUGCUGGGAGUUCUUACUAUCUGCAUCGCCAAUGUUACUGCAGCAGGGAUAUUUUUCAUUACUGAUGGAAAGUAUAAUUCUACACUUCUGGGAGUCCCCUUCUUUGCUAUGGGUCAUGGAACAAAAGGAGUUUUUGAGCUGCUUGCAGGGUGGAGAAGAACUCGUGAAAAUCAACCUUUCAAAGAAAGAGUAGCAGAUGCCUUUGCAGAUGUGAUGGUUUGCUACACCAUGACUAGCUCCAUGUACAUCAUUACAUUUGGCAUGGGGGCCAGUCCCUUCACCAAUAUUGAAUCAGUGAAAAUAUUCUGCCAGAACAUGUGUGUUACGAUCCUUGUGAACUACUUUUAUGUCUUUUCUUUUUAUGGUUCAUGCUUGGUCUUCGCUGGCCAGCUGGAACAAAACAGAUACCACAGUGUGUUCUGCUGUAAAAUACCAUCUUCAGAGUAUUUAGAGAGGCAGCCUACAUGGUUCAAGACAGUGAUGAGUGAUGGGCAAGAUCUUUCUACACAUCAUGACAGUGUUCCCUAUCAAAAUCACUUCAUUCAGCACUUUCUACGGGAACACUACACGGAAUGGAUUACCAAUACGUAUGUGAAGCCAUUUGUUGUAAUAUUAUAUCUAAUUUAUGCAUCAUUUUCUUUCAUGGGGUGUUUACAAAUUAGUGAUGGAUCAAACAUAAUCAACCUCUUAGCUAGUGACUCGCCAAGUGUCUCCUAUGCACUGACCCAACAAAAAUACUUCAGUAACUACAGUCCUGUGAUUGGGUUCUAUAUUUAUGAGCCGAUAGAGUACUGGAACACAACCGUACAAGAACAUUUAAAUACAUUAGGUCAUGGAUUUAAUAGAAUAUCAUGGAUAGAUCAUUACUUUCAGCAUUUAAAAGUCAUCAACAUUACUACUCCAACCAAAAGCGAUUUUAUAACUGUUCUGCAAAAUUCAUUCUUGAUGAAAAAUGAAUUUCAGCACUUUAAAGAGGACAUCAUUUUUUCCAAAACAGGGGAUGAAGUUGAUAUCAUUGCAUCCAGGAUGUAUAUGGUUGCCAGAACCAGCGAGAACACAAGAGAAGAGGUCGUUGAAUUGCUGGAACGGCUAAGGCCAUUGUCUCUUAUCAACAGCAUCAAAUUUAUUGUGUUUAAUCCUACCUUUGUGUUCAUGGAUCGCUACAGCGCCUCCAUCAUAUCACCCAUUCUGACGUCUGGAUUUAGUGUCCUGAUUGUCUUAGUCCUGACCGUCUUCCUGGUUAUUAACCCACUUGGCAACUUUUGGUUGAUAAUCACAGUCACCUCAGUAGAGUUAGGCGUUCUUGGCUUGAUGACGUUAUGGAACGUAGACAUGGAUAGCAUAUCUAUUCUGUGCCUUAUUUACACUUUGAAUUUCGCGAUGGAUCACUGUGCACCUCAUCUUUAUACUUUUGUAUUAGCAACCGAGCACACCAGGACUCAGUGCAUAAAGAUCUCCUUGGAGGAGCAUGGGGCAGCCAUUUUGCAAAAUGCAUCUUGUUUUCUCAUUGGGCUGGUGCCCCUUGUGUUUGUGCCUUCAAACUUGACCUUUACACUGUUUAAAUGCUCUCUACUUACUGUCGGGUGUACAGUGCUGCACUGCUUUGUGAUAUUACCUGUUUUUUUAACGUUUUUUCCACCAUCAAAAAAGAGACAGAAGAAAAAAAAGCGUGCAAAAAGAAAAGAGAGGGAGGAAAUUGAAUGCAUAGAGGUCAGAGAUAAUCCUGAUCAAGUGACUAGUGUUUGAAGAGCCCUCUAUUAAAAAGAAAGAGAAUCUACUUGUUGGAAAAUAUCUUGGUUUUGGGAAAUAUGGCACUUAACAUGGGUUUACAGUGAUUGGGCUGGCCGCUUAGUUGGGCAGAGAUAGGUCGUAAUGACCCACACAGUCAAGCAGCACAGGUACUAAGGAAAAAUGCCAUUCUUCACUAAUGUACUUAACAAUUAGCAAACAUAAAAAGUGAUAUUAUUCCUCUAUAGUUACUGUUUUUAUACUUUAACUGACCAUUAAUGAAACUGAGAUUCCACAUCCUUUAAAUGGAAAUUUGAAAGACAAUUAUUCUAACAUACAUCAAAGGAGAGGGGAAUAAGCCUGGGCUAUCUAUAUGCUCUUCUUAUCAAAAGUAUUAAUUUAGUAUGCAUUUCAUUUCCAUAACCACUUGUAGUUUAAUUAAAUCAUAUAUGAUUAUUAUUUAAUAAGCAUUAAUGAAGAAUGACAAGUUAUAUUAAAGAUGCAGUGAUACUUAGCUGGAAUGAGAUGUUCGGCUAAUGCUAGUGUAACAAGAUGUGAAAAAUGAAUUCAGUAAUCAUAUCAGAUCAGUAGCCUAUAUGGUUAUAGUUGUAGUGGACAAAAGGACUAUUUGGUGCAGUGUACUUGUUUGUAAUCUGUUGAAAGAAGCCACAUUUCACGCCUGGGACAUUAGUUCUUAUCCAGUUGAAGUAUGCAUUUCUUCUAUUGCUCCAUCUAAUGGAUGUGUAGGCGUUAGGGUUAUGAUGUACUUUGAGGGCUUUAGCCCUGUUCUCAAAAGUCAAACGUAAUGGUGUAAUGCACUGCAGCACAUGGCACAAUAUGGAAGUCUCUGCUACAAU
Polyodon spathula (Mississippi paddlefish) is the source of this 3748-nucleotide messenger RNA. Its product is annotated as patched domain-containing protein 1-like. Gene Ontology annotation, cellular component: membrane. NCBI's taxonomy places the organism in Eukaryota, Metazoa, Chordata, Actinopteri, Acipenseriformes, Polyodontidae. The transcript has 3 exons. The record is from RefSeq and is a predicted model, not a curated record. Bases 39 to 2909 code for a protein of 956 amino acids.